AGCAGCAAACUGAGAAAGCAGAUGGGCGUAUAGAGGGACAAAACAGAUAGGGCAGGCAAUGAGACGGAUAAUAUACAUUUAUAAAGGAGGCGAUUAGCUUGCCGUGGUGUGCACACUUGGAUACUGGCCAUAGCCAUGGUGAAGAUCUUUGUUGGGGGAGUCUCACCAUCAGCUUCUCCUGAUGAGCUGAAGAAACUAUUUGAAAGGUAUGGACAGGUGAAUGAGUGUGACAUCUUAAAAAACUAUGCAUUUGUCCACAUGGAAAGAGAGCAGGAUGCUCACCGUGCCAUUAGUGAGUUGCACAAACAAGAGUUCUAUGGCUCUCACCUCACAGUAGAAUAUGCCACCUCUAAGAUACGCAAUGCUACCAAGAUAUACGUGGGGAACGUAUCAAGCCGGGCCACCACAUCCCAAGUAAAGGAGCUCUUUGAAAAGUUUGGUAAGGUGGUGGAGUGUGACAUAGUUAAGAAUUAUGCCUUUGUGCACAUGGCCAAAGAAAGGGAAGCAAUGGAUGCCAUCUUGCACCUCAACGAUACACCUUUGGAAGACCAGAAAAUUUUUGUUACCCUAUCAAAGAGUAAUAAUGCACCAAAAAAUUCCAAGUCAGCUGCUGGAGGGGUUAUAGCAGCUUCAACGUCUGUCCCUCCACCACCUCCCCCACCACCACCUGCCUAUUAUUUUCAUCGGGGACGCCUGCCUCCACCUCCAACAACCUUUUCUGCUUAUACCCCGCGUUCAUGGUAUGAAAGGGAAUACUACGAGAGAUACGCCUAUGACUUUUAUGAAAGGAGUGGGCUGGCAGCUCGUGCUGCAUAUGACAGGGCCCUGACUCCAGCAGCAGUCGUGGCUGCAGCUGCUGCAGCUUUGCCUGCUGCUCCACCUGCCCCACAAUCUAUCAGUGCAGCUUUGGCUCCUUCAGCAUACAGGGAUAGGAGUCCUGUAGGCAGAAGAACAGCUGCGACUGCAGCAGCAGUUGUGGCCCAAUAUGCAGACCCAUACAGUGCCUCUCAAGCCUAUAGCCAGAGCUACAGCCAAGCCUAUGCUUCUGCUUUCUCUCAGUAUAGUAUGGGAUUGGCAACCUACAGCCCUGCAGAAUACUAUGAGAAAUAUGCUAAUGGUUAUGCAGGCCAGUACAGCCAGACCUACUAAGCAACAACGCUACAGAACAACACAUCCACAAAAUUAUGUAUUUUCCUUCUCCAAAUCUCCUUUUAUCACUACAGUGGGCCUGGAAAUAUAGAAAUAGGAUUUCACAAGUCCUCUAGUACCAACUCCAGGUAUCAACAAGAGAAGGAAGAAUGAGCUACAGAAUGAUAACAGUGGAUGCGUGCUUUGAUAAAAGUCACACCUAUGGUCCAGAAAUAGCACUUGUCUCCUGUGGUUCACGGAAACACAAAUUAAAGUGGUUAUGUGAUUUGAGAAGGUGAACAACCCAAAUUCAGAAGCUGAGGGAAUGAAUGCGAUAACAUUUACACGGCUCUUCUUGCUUUUAUAUCUUCUGCUCUGGUUAUUCCCUUUCAGAUACUAUUUACAAAUUCCAAGUAACCAGAAUGCAAUUGGAAAUGGAGGACUGAGGUCUUUCAUUGUCAGAUCAGCUUUGGUGUGAUAUUGCAGCUCAUUGCUGUUCAGCUGAAAUGUGACUUGAGCAACAUUCCGUGAUGGUCAUUAAAAGACAAAUCUCGAAUUUUUAACCCCUUUGCCCCCCCAAAAAUUCAUGGUUGAAUACGUGAAAUAAACAGCAGAUAAAGUUGGGUUCUAACAAGAGGGGGAGAGAAAAUAUGGGAGCCUCAGAGAGGUUGCUAUUGAUGCAGAUGCAACUAAGCACAAGAAAAGGGAGAGUAAUCGAGUUUCCGCUUACAAAAGUCGGAAAAAACACACAGAGCGAGCAGAUCUACUACAUCAGGAAUAUGAGAAAUUAGAGAAAGAAAAUUCAGCAUUACACAAGGAAAUUCAGAGUCUGCAACAGGAACAUCUGAAUCUGACCAAAGUCUUACAGGAACAUGAAGCUGCCUGCCUGCUGUAUACCCCAGAAAUCAUGUUGGAGCUGCUGCAGCAACCAGACCUUUGGUCCCAGGAGGAGCGUGAGCUUGCAUUCAUUUAUUAACCACGGAAAGACUGUGACUGUAACCAAUUUCUCUCAGUGCAGAACCAACAACAUUUGCCAGUAUUUGGCAUUUCCUUUGCCCUGCUGGUGCAUAUUAUCAUGCCUUUGUGCCAUCAGAACCAGGAGGAUAAUAGUGAUGUUGUUCUUCAUUUGGUUAAAUUGUGCUGAUUCAUUCAUUAUUCAAAAAGGAUGAUUUUUAUUACAUUACAGUGACACCAGAACAUGCAGUGGGUCAGUUAAUAGGAGCAAUUAUAUGGUUAGAAUGCUGCGGAAGUUAUUCUCUUCAAAGUCUGUUAUUCAGCUGGCUAAUGAUACACAAUUUCAGUAGUCAGAACCAGGAUUGCAGGCAAUAUAAACAGGCACACGCUAACUCUCUGAGGCUGUUAACACUAAGAACUUUAUCCAAAACUUGUACCUGAUCCAUGAACAAACACUCACUCAGUUGCAUUGGUCUUGAUGCAUGGAUACAAUUGUGGGGAAUGCAAUACUGUGCAUGGCAGCAAUAGCACUGGAAGCAUAAUUAUGUGUGUAAAAACCAUGGUGCUUUGUGCACUGCACUUGCAGUAAAUGAGCCCUAGGACCUCUUUAAGUUUUCUUGCUGCAAAGCCAUAUUUGCCAUGUUUAUAAAUAAUGAAUGUAGUCAUGCUGCUAAUGCCGAAUUAUCAGUCCUUGCACGCACUGAUACCCUACUGAGCAAUAGCAGCCAGUGUCAUUUAAUAUUAUAUUUAAUUAUAGUUCUGAAGAGUAGAAAUAAGUAAUUGUCAUGUUAGGCCCAGCAGUAAGGGGUUACAUUUUUAAUUUAGAAGUCUGCUUGUAAUCCACAAUUGAAGGAAACCCCUCACAGUAGGGGGUAAUUCACAAAUACACCCUAAAUGACACUGAAGUCGGGCUGGCUGGCGUGUGUGUGAAGAGCCAGAAUUAAUCAACAAGUUUAACCAAAUUAUCAUACCUGUGCUACAGUGGGAAUCUGUCUCUUCUUAGCAGAUUCUUAGCUAAUAUUUCUCUGGGCCCAUAAAAUAAAUACCUUAUACUAAAAAUAAAAAUCAUGGUGCCCAGACAUUAGCUUAUAGCUAGGGCUCCCCACAGACUCCAAACACUCCCGUGUUAUGAUGAUCCAUCAUGGGAUUAUCUCAUAUUCUGAUAAAACCAGAAUAAAAUGGGUUAGGCCUGAUGUGUUUGGUGUCUAGGAAAAGACAAUUCCAUUUCCCACAUAAUGCACAUGGUUCUAUAAUUCUGGUGAAUACCCCUAAAUAUUUAAGGAUAGCUGGAAAAUAAAAAUGUCAGCAGGACAGCCAGUUACCAAAUGGUGACCCGCCCUCACCUUUCUCAUUGGAUGGGGGCGUGAACUUUGUAAACUGGAGGUGUGAACCUUGUGAACUGUAUAUCAAUGGCCCAGACAACUGGGAAGAUAUAUGCCUUUAGGGGCCGAGCUGCUCGGGAGGUAUAUGUCGCUAUUUCUCCAUCCCCCCGGAAACAGGAAUUACAUAGGAUCAUUCAAUUGGUGAUAUAU
Messenger RNA from Xenopus tropicalis (tropical clawed frog), 3614 nucleotides. The record is from RefSeq and is a predicted model, not a curated record. NCBI's taxonomy places the organism in Eukaryota, Metazoa, Chordata, Amphibia, Anura, Pipidae.